CCAGCAGCAAGGGCAAGACCUGACCCAGGGCACCACAAAGCCAUCCAGGUGUUUGCAGAGAGAGGUUUGCUCUGCAUCCAAAUGCAGGAUGUCCCAGAGACCCCACUGAAGCCUUUGCUGGUUUUCUCUUCCACAGGAUGAAAUUCUGUUGACUCCCUGGAGAAAUUUUCCCUUUGAAGACUCAGAUCCAUUUGCCUCUGCGGAUGAAGAGAAGUGGGAUUUCGUCCUCGUGAGUGACAUCCACGAAGUGGGCAGCGUGAAGGAGAUCAAGAGGAAGAAGUUCCUGGAUGAGCUGAGCAAGAAGGGGUUCACCAUCAAGAAAAUUGAGGACAAGAAGCUAUUUUAUGGGGUCCGUGCCCCAAAACAUAUCUUCCGGAAAUACCAGUGGCUCCUGAGGAACCCUCAGGACAGCCGGCUGCAAGACUCCGAUGCCCGUCAUGACAUACCAGUGACCACCAGGAUACGGAUUGUGAACUUCAUCUUGCUGAACACGGUCACGCCCGACCUCGAGAAGCUGCAUGACCUCAUGAAGAAAAACGUCUUUGAGGCAAUGUUUCCACUGCACGAGAAAGAAGAGGUAAGAGAAUUCCUAAAGGAGAAGUGGGCUCGCUGGAGAGAUAUAUUUUGCCAACAGCCGAUUGAGAAGAUCAGGUGCUAUUUUGGUGAGAAGGUGGCCCUGUACUUCGCCUGGCUUGGCUGGUACACCUACCUGCUGGGAUUCGCUGCGAUGAUGGGACUGGUGGUCUUUGUGGCUGGGAUUACUGUUUUCAACUCCAGCCAGGUGAGCAAGGAGAUCUGCGAAGCCAAUAACACCAUCAUGUGCCCACUCUGCGACCAGAAGUGCCCAUUCUGGCUGCUCUCAGACACCUGCACCUAUGCCAGGGUCACUCACAUGAUUGACAACGAGGGGACAGUUUUAUUUGCCAUGUUCAUGGCCAUCUGGGCCACCGUGUUCCUGGAGCUGUGGAAGAGGCAGAGAGCUACCGUGGUCACCAACUGGGACCUGUACAGGUGGGAUGAGGAUGAGGAGGAGCUGGCUUUGGAGCUGAUAAAUAAUUUGCAGCACGAACCUCGGCGGUACCAGCACUCCUACUUGCGCAGCACCAUCGUACUCAUCUUGGUUCUGGUCAUGAUUGCUGUGCUGAUCGGCAUUGCCCACGCGCUCGUCAUUUAUCGGGUGGUGGCGACGGCUCUCUUCACUCAAAGCGACUUUGAAUUCUUCCGCGAGCAGGCCAACACGGUGGCUGUGAUGACAGGGGCUGUGCUGCACUACCUCACCAUCGUCAUCAUGACCAAGGUCAACAGGCGUGUGGCCCUCUUUCUCUGUGACGUGGAGAAACCACGGACCUUCUCCCAGCGUGAGAACAACUUCACCAUAAAGAUCUUCAUCUUCCAGUUCUUCACAAACUUCUCCUCGCUCAUCUACAUCGCUUUCUUCCUGGGACGGAUCAACGGCCACCCAGGGAAUUAUGUGCGCAUUGCUGGCAGGUGGAGGCUGGAGGAGUGCCACCCCAGCGGCUGCAUCACCGACCUCUUCAUCCAGAUGGCCAUCAUCAUGAUGCUCAAGCAGACCAUCAGCAAUCUGGUGGAGUACCUCGUCCCCUGGAUAAGCCACAAAAUACGCACUAGGCAGAAGCGCCCCAAGAAGAGAAACAUGGUGUUGGGGGAGGAGGAAGAGCCUGAGGACCCCUGCAAAAAGCAGUGGCUGAGCAACUAUCAACUCAACGAGGUCAACAUCUUCAGCUUGUUUGAUGAGUUCUUGGAGAUGGUGAUCCAGUACAGCUUCACCACCAUUUUUGUGGCUGCCUUUCCCCUCGCCCCGCUGCUGGCUUUCUGCAACAACCUCUUUGAGAUCCGUCUGGAUGCCAUCAAGAUGAUGCGGCUGCGCCGGCGCAUGGUGCCCAGGAAGGCCAAUGACAUCGGUGAGAUGGGGCCCUCUGUAGCUGCUGCUUGGGAAAACAGCGCAGGUGGUGAGCCCCUUCUGAUGUGGGGAGGUCUGGAGCAUCCCUUUUCCAGCAAUUGGUACCACAGGGAGAGCUGUUUAUUGGGGAAGGAGAAACAAUUUCAGAUCCUGCAGAGGUUGAAGGGCACCUUGGAGAUCUCCUUCAUUGACCCAGGCCUCUUCUGGCUAUGCCAAACCAGCUGGGGCUGGGUUUGCAAUCCCAGAAGAGUGGAAGAAAGCUGGCUCAGUGACUGCUCCUCUCCUGCAGGAAUCUGGCUGCAGGUCCUGGAGGCCAUUGGCAUCCUGGCUGUCAUCGGGAAUGGACUGGUGAUCGCCAUCACGUCUGACUUCAUCCCUGUGCAGGUCUACAAGUACACAUACAGCCCCUGCAUGAACGAAAACAACACUGCUGUGGACUGCCUGACCGGCUAUAUCAACCACAGCCUCUCCGUCUUCCACGUCCAGGACUUCGAGCCCCACACAAAGCUGGCUGAAAAUCAGACAGACAUUGUCAGGGACAAGAUCACGGAGUGCAGGUACCGGGAUUACAGGAACGCCGAUGACUACAGCUACACCGUCCAGUUCUGGCACGUCUUCGCAGCCCGGCUUGCCUUCCUCAUCCUCUUUGAGCAUGCGGCUCUGUGCGUCAAGCUGAUCGCAGCCUGGUACGUCCCCGAUGUCCCCCAGUCAGUUAAGAACCACGUUCUGGACGAGAAACACAGCAACCUUCGGAAAGAACUGAGGUGGGUGAUGCCCCAGAAAGUGCCAGGUGUUGCUGUGCUCAGAGACAGCAUGGUAUCCAGCUGGAGACCUGGCUGACUGUAGAAUCAGCUCACUCCAGAGCCCCAAGAAUGGGCUCCCUGCCUCCAUGGGCACAAAGGAGCAUGGGGCUAUGAGCCCCUGCCUUCUGGUAAGCUCCUCCAUCACCCUUUUGGAGGUAGCUUCUCCCCAGCUUUCAGUCCAGCCCCUGCUGCUUAGGGCCUACAGCACUAAAUGUCCAUUUUAAGGCAGGCUGCAUUACCUGGAGAGGAGGAGACACCUCCCUCCAUGCCUGCAGCAUCACUGAGCAAUGCUGGUGCCCAGCUUUCAAGUGUCUCAAGGCCAGUGAGAAGAGUUCCACCUGAGGUGAUUCAACACUAAAGCUCACAAGAGGAGGAGUCUGCUUGCCUUCAUCUUUUCCUUUAGGAAAAACGAACUCAAAAAAAAAAAAAAAAAAAAAAAAGGAGCAUUUUUAUCCAAAUUUUCCAUUUAAAACUUUGCUGGGGGAUAGGGGGGAACCCACAAAACAAUUUCAGCUGGAGGCAGAACCAACUUAGAAGAAAGCUGUAGGUGCAGCUGUCCUCUAGGACUGAACCCUGCUUUGGAGGAAGGCUCAGCCUGCCCCUCCCCAUAAGCCUCCCCUGAAAUCCAGGUGAGAGCAGAGCUGUGUGGGGUCAAGGAAGCAUCACACCACCACCAUUCAGCUCCCAGGCUGCUGCUUCCCAUCAGCAGAGAGAUUUGCACACACGGGGACUUUCCACAAACAGCAGGUCGUUCUUCACUUGUAUCUGGCAAAUGUCCCUGUUCCCGCUCAGAACACUUCCCCACUCCCCCCUUCCUUCCCGAUGCGGAUAUCCCAUCCAUGACCUCCCUCUCCCUUCUCCCCCAGCAUGAUGGAGUACUCCACCGAGGUGUAGCCGCCUUGCACUGCAGAGAGUGAGAAGCACGGACCUGAGCCCCUCUCCCCAGCCCAGCAGUGCCGCAGGCACCGGAGGAACCACCGCAGCACCGCUGGCAGAGACAGGCCAUGUGCCCCCGAGCUUGGACUUGAGCUGGGGAGCUGACGGCAGCUUCACAGAGCAGGAUGCUUUAUAACUUGCACAGCCAUGAGGAGGAAGAAAGUCGCAGCAGAGACAGGAAUGUUACCUGGGGCACGGGCUGGACAAGCGCACUGCUGGUCUGCAGGAGGUGAGCGAGCUUCCGCAUCAGUCAUCACCUCCACAUGCCGUGCAGCCUCGCAGAAAAAGGCAGCUACUUCAGUCCACAUUCCCUCUCCAGCCCCUUCUUCCUCUGCCUUCAGUGAUCUCCCUGCUCCUGUACCAUCAAGAAAAUUCAGUCCUUCCUCUUUCACACCAGCCAGCACAAUCCUCCUCUCGACAAAACUACUGUGUGGCUGCAACUCCAGCCCAUCAUUUUCACAGGCUGGAAAAACAAACUCGUUAGCCUGAGUGGCUUUUGCACUGGGCCCUGCCAAGUCACUGCACCUGCUCUGACUCAAUUACGUUCCCACCUCAACUAGAAUGAGAGAACAGUAAAUAAACACACUAACUGCACAGGUGCAA
Molecule: messenger RNA, 4263 nt
Organism: Oxyura jamaicensis (ruddy duck)
Lineage: Eukaryota; Metazoa; Chordata; Aves; Anseriformes; Anatidae
Product: anoctamin-9-like
Exons: 21
Coding region: 527-2761 (744 amino acids)
Biological process (GO): chloride transmembrane transport
Cellular component (GO): plasma membrane
Molecular function (GO): chloride channel activity
Source: RefSeq, a predicted model, not a curated record